AUAUCCAGACACGGUGAUAGGGUUUAAUGGUUGCUGGCUUAUCGCUGUGUAUAUAUUGUUCUGGUGCGCAGCCGCGAGUUCUAGCUAGGGUUUCUUUCACCUUCUGGAGAACUAUCGGCGAGCGAGCUUUUUGGAAGGGCAAACAUGAGUAAGCUUCAGAGUGAUGCCCUGAGAGAAGCUAUCGCAACCAUUGUGAAAGAGUCCACAGAGAAAAAGAGAAACUUUGUUCAGACUAUUGAACUCCAGAUUGGGUUGAAGAAUUAUGAUCCCCAGAAAGAUAAGCGUUUCAGUGGUUCUGUGAAAUUGCCGCAUAUUCCUCGUCCGAAAAUGAAAGUAUGCAUGCUUGGUGAUGCUCAGCAUGUGGAAGAGGCAGAGAAAAUUGGUUUGGAUUAUAUGGAUGUGGAAGCAUUGAAGAAGCUAAACAAGAACAAAAAACUUGUUAAGAAGCUCGCAAAGAAGCACCAUGCCUUUUUGGCUUCAGAAUCUGUCAUCAAACAGAUCCCUCGUCUUUUGGGGCCUGGUCUCAACAAGGCAGGAAAGUUUCCUACACUUGUUUCUCAUCAAGAGUCCCUUGAGUCUAAAGUUAACGAGACCAAGGCAACAGUGAAAUUCCAGUUGAAGAAGGUUCUCUGCAUGGGAGUUGCUGUGGGAAAUGUUUCUAUGGAGGAGAAGCAGAUAUUCCAGAAUGUUCAAAUGAGUGUUAACUUCCUGGUUUCCUUGUUGAAGAAGAAUUGGCAGAAUGUCAGAUGUUUGUACCUGAAGAGCACCAUGGGCAGUCCAAACCGCAUCUUCUGAGUUAAAUUUAUAUAUGUUGAAGAUGUGUAAGGAGAGAACUAGUUGAACAAAUACUGAAAAGUUUUCUAUCAGAAUGCUCAUGUUUUCCUUCUGUUUUGCUAGUUACUUUGUUUCCUUGGUGAGUAGUGUUAAAAUGUUAAGACGUACCCAAGAUUUUGGAGAAGGUGAUUUUUUUUUGCUUUUUAAUUUUGAACCUCAACUGGAACUUUGGUAUUAUUGUUCUGUCACUACCUCUUUGCAAUGCCUUCUAUAUUCAGAUUAGCUUAUGCUACCGGCUUUGGCGU
This is a messenger RNA of Tripterygium wilfordii, 1079 nucleotides long. Its product is annotated as 60S ribosomal protein L10a-1-like. The record is from RefSeq and is a predicted model, not a curated record. The coding region runs from base 145 to 795 and encodes 216 amino acids. Gene Ontology annotation, biological process: translation. The transcript is spliced from 6 exons. Gene Ontology annotation, cellular component: large ribosomal subunit. Gene Ontology annotation, molecular function: RNA binding; structural constituent of ribosome. NCBI's taxonomy places the organism in Eukaryota, Viridiplantae, Streptophyta, Magnoliopsida, Celastrales, Celastraceae.